Cuscuta campestris is the source of this 1922-nucleotide messenger RNA. NCBI's taxonomy places the organism in Eukaryota, Viridiplantae, Streptophyta, Magnoliopsida, Solanales, Convolvulaceae. The record is from the annotation of a GenBank genome assembly.
ACUACCCCUCCCUCUGUGUAAAUUCAUAGACCCGUAAAUGGUAUUUACCAGUAGCUCAGCUGUCAGCUCCUUAAUCUCUUCCCAAUCAAUUUAAAGAAAGAAAAGAUCCGCUCAGAUUUCCGCAUUCAGCCGCUUGCUGAAUCCAUCCCCACAAGCGAAAUCAGAGGAUGGGUUCAAAAGCUGUGGAAGAUUUGAUAGAGGCCUCAUCAGGAGUUCAUUAUUCGGGUUUUCAUUUGCAAGGCCCGAGUGAUACCGACAUUGAGCAACCAACAACUUCAAUGAGUGGAAAUGUUCCUAAACAACCAUUUGUCAUUGGAGUUGCUGGAGGAGCGGCAUCAGGGAAGACCACAGUUUGUGAUUUGAUCAUCGAACAGCUUCACGAUCAGCGUGUUGUACUAGUCAAUCAGGAUUCUUUCUAUCAUAAUUUAACACCUGAAGAACUUACAAAAGUUCAAGAAUACAACUUUGAUCAUCCCGAUGCUUUUGACACUGAGCAAUUGUUGUAUAUCAUGGACAAACUGAAGCAUGGAGAAGCAGUAGAUAUUCCAAAAUAUGACUUUAAGAGUUACAAAAAUGUUGCAACGAGAAGGGUAAAUCCAUCAGACGUUAUAAUACUUGAAGGCAUACUUAUUUUUCACGAUCCCCGUGUAAGAGAUCUGAUGAAUAUGAAGAUAUUUGUAGAUAUAGAUGCUGAUGUACGCCUAGCAAGGAGAAUAAAGCGUGACAAAGAUGAAAAAUGUAGGGAUAUUGCUAUGAUACUUGAUCAGUAUUCAAAGUUUGUUAAACCAGCUUUUGAUGACUUCAUUCUUCCGACAAAGAAGUAUGCUGACAUCAUCAUUCCACGCGGCGGAGACAAUCAUGUCGCCAUCGAUUUGAUUGUGCAACACAUAAGGUCAAAACUUGGCCAACAUGAUCUUUGUAAAAUAUAUUCCAACCUUUAUGUCAUUCCUUCAACAUUUCAGAUACGAGGCAUGCAUACUCUCAUCCGUGAUUCCCAAACAACAAAACAUGAUUUUGUAUUUUAUGCUGAUCGAUUGAUCCGCUUGGUAGUUGAACAUGGUCUAGGGCAUCUGCCGUUUACAGAAAAGCAGAUCAUCACACCAACUGAAUCUGUGUACACUGGUGUUGAUUUUUGUAAGAGAUUAUGUGGCGUCUCGGUGAUUCGAAGUGGUGAAAGUAUGGAGAAUGCUCUGCGGGCAUGUUGUAAAGGUAUAAAAAUCGGAAAGAUUCUAAUACACCGGGAAGGCGAUAAUGGUCAACAUCUCAUCUACGAAAAACUGCCACAUGACAUAGCCGAGAGGCAAGUCCUAUUGUUGGAUCCUAUCUUGGGAACUGGGAACUCAGCAGUUCAGGCCAUUUCUCUACUUAUAAAGAAGGGUGUACCGGAGUCUAACAUUCUAUUCCUAAAUCUCAUAUCCGCACCUCAGGGAGUUCAUGUGGUCUGCGAACGCUUCCCUAGAAUAAAGAUUGUCACGUCUGAGAUUGAAAUCGGGUUGAACGGAGAUUUUCGUGUCAUCCCUGGAAUGGGCGAGUUUGGGGACCGGUAUUUUGGCACCGAUGACGACUAAAACAGCCCGAUAAUUACUUUUCAUACCCUUGGACUGAGUUUGAGUUCAACUGCACUUAUAGCUUGAUGAUCACCAGUGUCUGAAACAUUAUUUUCCAAAGCUUUCCUUUAGAGUUGAGGUUUUUCCUUUCUCAGUUUCUGUCAUGGAAUUAUUUUUUUCAUGGGGGAUUUCUGAUUACUUACGAACACAAAUUGUUGGUAAAAAUGGCGAGUUCCAUUUUACUCCACAUGACAGGUGAAGUCAUUCUAUAGAGUUUAAAGAAAGGAAUCUGAUUUUGUUGUGUAAGAUUUGCAGGUUCCGUCGGACUUUGAGCUCAUUUUGAAUUUGAUUCUUAAAAAAAAAAGAAGAAUGUAU